CUCUUUGGCCCCUUGUUGUCAACUAUUUUUUUUUUCGUGUGCGUGUGUGUGUGUGUUUAAACAUCUAUUAACAAAAUGUCGUUCUUUGGUGGUGGAAAUAUGCAAGCUCAGCAACAAACAAUCAACCCUCAAAAUAUUGCCAUGGCCGAGCAAGAACUUGAGAUGGUGACUGAUUUGUUCAACAGAAUUGCAGACUCUUGUCAUAAAAAGUGUAUCUCCAAGGAAUAUGUGCAAGCCGAUUUAAGUCAAGGUGAAGCUGUUUGUAUCGAUCGUUGUGUUGCCAAAUUCUUGGAUGUCAAUUCCAAGGUUGGAGAAAAGAUGCAGAAAAUGGGCCAAUAAAUAGAUUUUCUUUUAUAUAUAAAUACAUGACACACACACCGGGGAGACCGUUACGUUGGGUCAUUUUUUUGUUGGGUUGAAAAAUAAAGGGGGGUAAGCGAGGAGGGGGAGGGGGUGCCUUAAUGAAAAAAGACCGAAAAGCACGAGCUGUAAUGGGAAGGGAAACGGCCUACGCAUGGACUGUUGCGGGUGUAAUUGCCUCGUCUCCCCCGAUGCCUGAA
Mucor mucedo is the source of this 560-nucleotide messenger RNA. Its product is annotated as mitochondrial import inner membrane translocase subunit tim10. Bases 76 to 339 code for a protein of 87 amino acids. Gene Ontology annotation, biological process: protein insertion into mitochondrial inner membrane. Gene Ontology annotation, cellular component: mitochondrial inner membrane. Lineage: Eukaryota; Fungi; Mucoromycota; Mucoromycetes; Mucorales; Mucoraceae. The record is from RefSeq and is a predicted model, not a curated record. The transcript has 2 exons.